AUGCCAUUCGCUACAACUCCUUGCGAAAUGGUCCACAAAAAUGGUGUAAACCAAAAUUUGUCGAUAUUGAACGGGCAGCCUUUGUUUUUGGAAGGUCCAGACCUCCUUCACCAACUAGUUCCGCGACUGCAUCACGAUGCGAACGCCAUCGAUUUCCUGGAACACGGAUCGAAAAGGCGAAAGUUCUCUUACACCACACUUCACUCCUUGAGUGAUGCCUUCGCCGCUAGAAUUACAGAAAUACUGGGCAAGCUCGAGAGUGCUUCGUCCAUUAUUCCGGUAUUUCUACCGCAGUGUCCAGAGCUUUACGUAGUUCUACUGGCUAUCCUAAAGGCGGGGAAAGCUUUUUGUCCACUCAACCUCGACACACCAACAGAAAGACUAAAGUUCAUUCUUGAGGAUGUUUCAGCUGAUAUCAUAAUCACAUUCGGAUCCUACAGCGAGCAUAUCCGCACAGCGGCCAACAUCCAUAUUGUAGCAGCAGAUCGCGAACUUGCUGGUUGCCAUAACACCUUCCAUCAUGACUCGCCGCAGCCAAGCCCUGAUGAUCUUGCGUAUGUGCUGUACACAUCGGGAUCCACUGGGUUACCCAAGGCAGUGAGCGUGUCUCACCGCGCCGUCACUCAAAGCUUGCUCGCUCACGACCGUCACAUUCCAGCUUUUUCUCGUUUUCUUCAGUUUGCUGCCCCUACUUUCGAUGUCUCCAUAUUUGAGAUAUUCUUUCCAUGGUUUCGAGGCAAAACUCUGGUUGGCUGCACACGCACACAAAUGCUUGAUGACCUUCCAAGGACUAUAGCUAACCUUGAUGUGGACGCUGCUGAACUCACACCAACAGUCGUGUGUAAUCUUCUAUCCGGUCGCUCGAGUGUGCCCGGUCUGAAAUUGUUACUCACUAUUGGCGAGAUGCUCACACAACCCGUCAUCGAUGAGUUCGGUGGCGAUACGACCAAAGAGAGUAUAUUGUGGGCUAUGUAUGGUCCAACAGAAGCUGCAAUCCAUUGCACGAUAUGGCCACAGUUUUCGACGUCCGAUUCAACCAGCACAAUAGGCCAUCCAUUAGACACUGUUUCCGCUUUCAUCCUUGCACCUUCUGCUGGACUACACACCCCACCCGUUGAUAUACUUCCGAUCGGGCAGGCUGGUGAACUUGCAAUAGGAGGCCCUCAAGUUGCUAAAGAAUACCUCAACCGGCCAGACCUUACAAGUACAUCCUUCGUCGAGCAUCCGUAUUAUGGUCGCCUCUACAGAACUGGCGAUCGAGCAAGGAUUAACGAACAUGGGUUUCUGGAGUGUCUCGGACGUGUUGUGGCUGGUCAAGUAAAACUGAGAGGUCAGCGAAUUGAGUUGGGCGAAAUUGAGCAAGCCAUCAUGAAGACAAGAGGAUGUCGUGCAGUCACUGCAAUGGUCAUACAGGACAACCUGGUCGCUUUCUGCAGUGGACGGGAAGGGAUGUCACGCGGAACUGUGUUGACGACCUGUAAGCACUGGUUACCUGCAUCUAUGAUACCAUCGGAUGUGUUUGUCAUCGACGUAAUGCCACAACUACCAUCGGGUAAAGUCGAUAGGAGCUCUCUUGAGAAGGCAUACCUGCGCUCACACUCCAACGGGUCGUCGUCGUCUCUUACUGGCAGCCUAAAAGACCCAGUGAGUCACUUGAUUUGGGGUGUCGUCAGCCAUCACACCGCGCAGAAUGUCGGGUUGGGGACCAACCUUGCAUCCAUUGGAAUAGACUCUCUCAAAUCGAUCCGCAUUGCGUCUGCGUUGCGAAGAGAAGGGUAUUCGCUGGGAGCAAUCGAAGUACUAUCUGCUGUGACCCUUGCAGAUCUCAUUGAUGUUUGCAGGGGAUCCAAACCGGUGGCUUUUCCAUCUCCAGGCAAGGAAACUAAGCCUAAAGCUUUCAUUGAUACGAGAAACCUUCAACUCAAUGGCUGGCGCCAUGAUGUCGCUUGCAUACUUCCGUGCACUCCAUUACAGGAAGCCAUGCUGGCAGAAACGAGAUCGAGGCCCACGGCAUACUGCAACUGGGUUGAGGUAGAGCUUUCAGUUGCUUACACCUAUGAGCAGAUCCAGGAUGCUCUCAUUCUUCUGGCCCAGGAGAACGAGAUACUGCGUACCGGUUUCUGCGUUGAUUCUCAGCAUACGACAGUGUUCUCACAAAUCGUCUGGAAGGAGCUCUCGCUUUCUCAAAUCCAGAAAGUAGCCAGUUUCUCUAAGAAGUAUUCGAUGCAAUCUGACCAUGAUAUUCUCCGACCGUUCGGCGUCCAGGUCAGGACUCAUUGCGAACUCCCCCGCCUGCUCUUCCAAAUGCAUCAUGCUCUAUAUGAUGGCUGGUCCUUGGACUUGCUACUCCGUGAUCUUGAUCAUUGUCUUCGUGGGAAGCAGGACCUGAAGAGGCCAUCAUUUCGGGAAGUUGUACGUUACUUCGACGAUGACCGACGGCUCAACAACAUCCAAAGCUCUACAAACUACUGGAAAAGCCUUCUUGGUGACUAUAUCCCAACGACUCUGCCCAACUACCAUGGAAAGCUGGUUCAUAACGCAAACAUACAUCGACUUUCCGGACAAUCAUGUGUCAGGCGGCACAAGCUUUCCGAGUGCGCUCAUCAAUCAGCUGUCAGCCCACAAGUCUACUUCCAGGCGGCCACUGCGUUCGUGCUCAGUCUUUACAGUGGCUCUAGUGAUGUGGUACUAGGCAACGUAACUUCUGGGCGUACAAUCCCUGUAGCUGGCAUAGAAGAUAUUAUCGGCCCUUGCAUCGCUUCCCUCCCAUUUCGUAUCGAUUUUGCAGACGCUUAUUGCAUUCGAGAUGUCUUGAAAAGAACUCAAUCAGUAAACAGGGACAGUCUACGUUAUAGUCAGCUUCCACUGCGUGAGAUAGCAAGGGCUGUCGAUGUCAAGCCUGGAGCACGAUUGUUUGAAACCUUGUUUGUAUGGCAACAGUCAAUGGUCUCGGAUAACAAUGCAUCAUUGAUCGCCAAGAUUGUCGAUAGCGCAGACGAACUGGAGUUCCGAAUAACGUUAGAGUUCGAACCAGUAGGGGACAAUAUCUUGUUCCGGAGCACAUUCGACGCCGCAACUGUAUCAGACCAUCAGAUUCAGUACCUGUUUCGGCAAAUCGAUGAAGUAGUGGAGAUGUUCAUGGCAGAUGCCGAUCAUCACGUAAGUGCGAUCAAACAAUGCUUUACCACGCCCUCCUUGUCGAUUGCCAACCCCACGCCUCUGGAGCAGCGCUUUGAUCACGGCCCUUCUCAUGCUGUAGAGCAAUGGGCGGCGACUGAUCCACACCGAACAGCUAUAAUCUUCGGCCACGAAGUCAAUGGGUCAAUGAAGGUCAAAGACACAAUGACUUACAGCAUGUUGAACUCACGUGCUAAUCAGUUGGCUCGUCUCCUUGCAGAACAUGGCGUAGCAAAUGAUCAGCUCGUGUGUAUUAUCAUGGAGAAGUCAGUCAACCUCUACACUUCUAUCCUCGCUGUACUCAAGCUCGGCUGCGGCUACUUACCCCUCGUUCCUGAUACUCCAAUCGAUAGAGUCAAAACUAUCCUGAACGAUGCUCGCAUUGCGGUUUGCGUUUCAGAAUCAUCACUGUCAGCCACCUUGCGCUCAGAUCUCUCAGUUGGUGUCAUAGACUUUGACCUCGCUGCCCUCUCUGAUUACUGCGAUCACAACUUGGAAAUACCAUACAAUGGUCAGCAUCUUGCUUACGCGGUCUUCACAUCUGGAAGCACAGGAACACCCAAAGGUGUCCUUGUGACGCAGGAUAACCUCAUGAGUAACCUGCAGUAUCUUUCAACUAUUUACCCCUUCUCUGCCGACUCACGUCUGCUACAGGCAUGUUCACAAGCUUUUGACGUCAGCGUCUUCGAGAUAUUCUUCACUUGGUACGUCGGGAUAUGCCUAUGCUCGGCUACAAAAGAACAUCUCUUUCGCGACUUCGAGGCUGCCAUCGACAGUUUGAAAGUUACACAUCUUAGUCUUACACCGACGGUUGCUGCGCUAGUAGACCCGAAAAAUGUUCCCAAAGUUGAAUUUUUAGUAACAGCUGGAGAGGCUGUGACUGAGCAUGUGCGCAGAAAAUGGGCAGGUCGAGGGUUGUACCAAGGCUAUGGACCGUCGGAGACUACAAACAUAUGCACUGUUCGAGUUGCAGUCACUCCAGAUGAUCUGAUCAACAACAUUGGCAGUCCUUUUGCCAACACUUCGGCGUUUGUGCUCGAUCCCGACAGUCAAGACAUACUUCCACGAGGCGCUGUUGGAGAACUUUGUUUUGGUGGCCAACAGGUAUUCCGCGGCUACCUCAACCGACCAGAACUCAACGCCCAAAAGAUCAUUGUCCAUCCCACAUACGGCAGGAUAUACCGAUCUGGUGACAUGGGAAUACUUCUUCCCGACGAUAGUAUUCUCUCUACAGGACGCACAGAUGAUCAAGUGAAGAUUCGUGGCCAGCGGGUUGAGCUAGGGGAAAUAACAUCUGUCAUACUUGACCAUGGUGCUGUCUGGGAUUGUGUCACCCUCACCUUAGAACAAGCCAGCAAUGCGAAGACGCUUGUAAGUUUCUGGGUACCAAUGGAGGGUUCCUCAAGCUGCGUCGAGAGUUUAGAGUCUUCGAAAUUUGCGACUACAAUCUCGGAAUUAUUCGACCUGCUAUCCCGACGGGUGCCAUCCUAUAUGGUACCAUCUCAUCUUAUUCCGAUAUCAUGCCUACCGAUGACCCCGCAGGCAAAGAUUGACAAACGAUUCUUACAGCGAUUGUUCUCCAGUUGUGAGGAACAUAUCCUGAACGAUGCCACACAUUCUAAUGGUAUCACGGAGACAGGAGAGGGAGAGCUAUUGUCACAAUGGGAGAGGGACGUCUCUCGACUCUUGAUCCAAGCGCUCGCUAUUCCUUCAGAUAAACUCAAGCGGACCUCGUCGUUCUUCAACCUGGGUCUAGACUCUGUCUCAGCUAUACGUUUUUGUAGUGAGCUACGAAAGGCAGGGCUUGGUGACUAUUCUAUAUCCGAAGUUCUCAAGCACCCAUCCAUCGCUAGUUUGGCAUCUUUGGAGAAGUCGCAGUCAUCUACAACACCGGUCAAGGCGCUGUCGAUAGAUGCAUCAAAUAUCUUUACCGUGGACCAACUCCAAAGAAUUCGCUCGAUUGCCAAGAAAGACGGAGUUUGGGCAACGAAAAUACUUCCUUGUACGCCACUCCAAGAAGCCAUGAUAUCGAGUGGUCUCUCUUCGUUGGGACAGGCAUACUAUAAUGUCAUGGUUUUCGAUAUCAAAGGAGAUAUAAACCAGCUACAAAGGUGCUGGGAGACUGUCAUCCAGCGGCACGAAAUUCUUCGAACUUCGUUUGUUGCAACGGAGAAUCCAUCUUACCCAUUUGCCCAAGUCAUUGUAGAAGGGUAUGACAUGAGUUGGCAUGAGGACAGUAUGGACAGCAACCUUCAAUCGCGCAUCAGCAAGAUCUUGUCUGACCUUAUGGAAGCCAACAAACCUCCAGUGUACUUUUCUCUGACCCGAGAAAAAGGUUCCACAAAGUUGCUUUUUUGCUGCCAUCAUGCCCUCUACGAUGGUAUAGCUAUGUCCACGCUCCUUGCAGAAGUCCAAGAACUGUAUCAUGGCCAUCAGCUACUACCGCCCGUUUCAUACGAUGCUUACCUGAAGCGCAUGCUUGAGCAGAACUUGGAUGAGGCCGACAAGUAUUGGAAGGCUUUAUUAGAAGGCUUUAAGCCCACGUCGUUCCCCAUUCUCACUGUGAAGAGAGUCCAAGAGUCUGGAGCUUUUACGUCUUCGUCAAGACGUCUCAACAUGUCACUCGGCAACGUGCGGAAAACAUGCCGAGAUAGUUCAGUGUCACUUCUGUCCAUUGUACACGCUGCAUGGGCAAAACUACUCUACUUUUACACUCAUGAAAACGACGUCUGUUUCGGCAACAUAGUUAGUGGUCGUAGUUUUCCAGGAGAGGACCUCGAACGCUUGGUCGCACCUUGCUUCAACACUCUACCAAUCCGUGUCAAUUUUGACUUUGGCAAAAGCAAUCGCGCCUUGGUGGAUCUGACGCAUAACCAAAGCAUCGAGUCGCUCGAGUACCAAUUAACUCCACUCCGUCGAAUACAGAAAACUACACUCAAGGAUGGUGGGCGUCUAUUUGACUCCCUUGUGAUUCUUCAGCAGCCCAAUGUGCCACUGGAUAGCUCCAUCUGGAUGCUUGAGCGAGACUCGGGUGACAUGGACAUACCUAUUGUAUGCGAAGUCGUCCAGGAUCAUGUUGAGGAUACUCUGAGACUAUUGCUGCACUACAACAAUUCGCUCAUAUCCCAAUCAGAGGCUUCAAUAGUUAUGGAGACUUUUGAUGCUGCCUUUUUAUCUCUCAUCCAAUCUCCUGAUGCACUUUCGGCUGAUACGGAGAUGUUUCCUACCGACCUCUUGGCGAAUUCUAACAUGAACUUCAAACACCUCGAGAGUGAAUCUAGGUUUUUGCACUCUGGAUUUGAGCGCGCGGCAUUGCUGUAUCCGGAUCGCAUUGCUCUCGACUUCUGGCAUUCUCCAGGGAAGAGGACGACAUGGUCUUUUGAGCGACUCAAUCAAGAAGCAAAUCAAAUUGCAUACGCGCUCAUGGGAGCUGGUGCUGGGCCAGAACAAGUCAUACCUAUCCACAUACCAAAAAGCCCGAUAUAUUAUGCCAGCAUACUGGGAGUACUCAAAUCUGGAGCUGCAUUCGCACCUGUUCAUCCUGAUCUGCCGGAAGCGCGCAAGCAGCUGAUGUUCAAAGAUCUAAAACCAAAGAUUGUUCUUUGCGACGAUGGUUUAUUGCUUCCUGAAGAUCUUCCUAAAGUCACCGUUCUCAACGCCCAAUCUCUUUCAAGCGAUGAUGUUUCCAACCCCGUUAUCGAGGAGUUGAAAGAUACCAACCUGGCUUACUGUCUUUUCACCUCCGGUUCUACAGGUGUUCCGAAAGCUGUCAGCAUGGAACAUCAUGCUCCAAUACAGACCAUCGAAAGCUCCAGAGCACUCAUACCUUGGAACUCUCAAUCUCGUCUCCUUCAAUACGCUGCUAUAACUUUCGACAUGUGCUACUACGACUGCUUUCUUGCAUGGACCUUUGGCUUCACGCUCUGUGCUGCGGAGCAGAGUGAUUUACUCAAUGAUCUUUCGGGAGUGAUCAAAACUCUUGAAACUGAUCUACUUGACCUCACGCCAUCUGUUGCAGAGACUUUAAAGAGGGCUGAUGUGCCAAAUGUGAAAUGGCUUUACUGCAUCGGUGAAGCCAUGUCGUCAUCAGUUGUGAAGGAGUGGGAGGGAGCAUGUGUCAAUUCAUAUGGCCCGACUGAAGCUGCCUUUUGCACGACCAUGACUCCCGUCUCUAAAGAUGGAAGUACUUCGGUUAUCGGAAAACCCUUCCCAACGACGUCCUUUGCGGUCUUUUCUGAGCACAGCAAAACUCCACUCCCUGUUCUGAGUACCGGAGAGCUCUAUAUCGGGGGUGCGCAGCUCGCACGAGGUUAUUGGGGCAGGGGCGACCUCACACAUGAUCGUUUCGUCAGGCGCUGCGGCCAAAGAUUCUACAAGAGUGGCGAUAUGGUACGGAUGUUGAGCGACGGCAACUUCGAAUUCAUAGGACGUCUUGAUGAUCAGGUAAAGAUCCGUGGACUUCGAGUUGAGCUGAGCGAAAUCAACAGUGUUCUUGCAGAGGUUAACCCGGAUUUGCUCUUUGUCACCACGCAAAUCUUGCGGAAAGAAGAAUCCUCAAAAGAGCAAUUGGUUUCGUUUCUGGUUCUACGUCAAUCGAUCCGAGAAGAGGAUAUUCCCAUGCUCCAACAGAAGCUGAAAAAACUAGCGAGUACUCGUCUACCUUCAUACAUGGUGCCCCAAUUCUUCUUGGUCGUGGACGAGAUACCAAAGUCUAUGGCUGGCAAAAUUGACAAGAAGGCUUUGAGUACCAUCUUUCAGCAAUACUCAGACCCCAGUUCACUUUCCAAUGGAAUCUCACAGACUACGGAGUACCAGUGGUCCAAGACCGAAAGUGAGGUUCGUACCGUUCUUGCACGUAUAUCCGAAACUCCAACGGAAAACAUCUCGCCAACAACAUCAAUAUACCAGCUGGGUCUUGACAGCAUUAGCGCAGUUCAGAUUGCAUCUGCUCUUCGUGCUCAAGGAUACACAAUUAAGGCGACUGAUGUCCUCAAACACACCACAUGUAGUGAACUUGCUGAGCACUUGGACCAGAUCUCCGCUUCAGAGGUGCCUGAAAUCUCACCAUUCGAUUUCCAUGACUUUGAGAGCAAGUACAGAGUACAGAUCUUAAGAGAUCAUUCUAUUCAGGAUGGGAAUGUUGCCGCUGUCCGUCCAUGCACCCCCCUACAAAACGGAAUGGUAUCGCAAUUCCUUGCAAAGGAGGGCGCUGUUUAUAUGAACUACCUCAGGUUACAACUAGAGCCGAAUGUUGACUUGGAGAAGCUAGAAGCAGCAUGGUCUUCUACCAUGGGACGCCAUAACAUGCUGCGCACUGGAUUUGCUCAUGUUAAGGAUCCACUCUUUCCCUUCGCCAUGAUCGAGUAUACCCAGGUGUCGGUCACACUACCAUGGAGUGCAACACGAGAGCAAAAGCGAUCUCCAUCAUCCGAUGCGUGGCUUCAGCAGAUACGGGAGCAGGCACUCAAAGAGCUGUAUAUGCCUCCUUGGGCGCUACGAUUCGUUCAAAGUAGUGAACAGUCCUUCCUCGACUUGGCCAUUUUUCACGCACUGUUCGAUGCGCAAAGUCUCCAAACUAUCUUCAACGAUGUUACAGCUUUUUACAAGGGUCUAAGUCUACCAAAAGUGCCGUCUCUGGACGAAGUUGUGAGUCAUGUCAUUCAAUCUAAUAAGCAAGACAACAACAGCAGAAAAGAAUUCUGGAUUGAGCUUGGCAAGACUACAAAUCCAUCUCGUUUCCCCAACCUAGCGCCUUUGAAAUACGACCCGGAGCCUCCAAUCGUAUAUACUAGACAAUCUGCAAGAUCACUUGUUGAUUUGGAAAACGGAUGUCGGCAGGCAAACACCACGAUGCCAGCCGUGGGUAUGGCGAGCUGGCUAUCACUGCUGUCCUCCUAUACAGGAGAAAGCUCUGUGACCUGCGGCGUUGUCCUUUCUGGCCGAGAUUCCGAUGCUACAGCCCAUUCCAACUUCCCGUGCAUCAAUACUGUACCGUUAGCGUUCACUGUGGGUAAUGACACGACAAAGAUGCUGGAAUCAAUAACGGCAUUAAAUGUGGGCAUCCAGGAACAUCAGUUCAAGCCACUGAGAGAAAUUCAAUCCGUAAUGGGAUUUCCAAAUGAUGCGCUCUUCGAUAGCAUCUUCGCCUAUCAGAAACUGGCAAACGACAAUAAUACCUCCGAUCUCUGGACUAUUGUAGACGAAAAGGCCACCAUCGAGUAUCCAAUCUCUAUCGAGCUGGAACCAAAGGGGGGGAAGUUGGAGUACAGACUCACAUACUUUCCACACAUAAUUCCGAGAGAACAAGCGUCUUUGAUUCUUGCACAACUCGAUCACUUGAUGGAGAGUUUCAUCUUUAACUCUGAAUCUCUUGUAGCCGAGCCGGUCUACUCCCAGCACCUGUACUCUAUCACACCAGCAAAGGAAGAUGAGUUACUGUCGGACGUGAAGCUACUCCAUGAGCUGGUAGAGAAGACUGCUAAGGAGUACCCCCAGCGCAUUGCUUUCGAAUUCAUGUCAAACGAGAGCAGUGGAAAGCGUUCAGUGGAGCAGUGGACGUAUCACGAACUGGAUCAAGAAGGCAACAAGAUUGCACAUUUGCUUGCCGCUCACAAUGUAAAGCAAAACAGCCUUGUGGGCGUAUGCUUCGACAAAUGCCCAGAAGCCUCUUUUGCUAUGCUGGGGAUACUGAAAGCGGGAUGCGCUUUUGUUGCCAUCGAUCCAGGAGCACCUGCUGCGCGUCAGGCGUUCGUCAUUGAGGACUCUGAUGCUCAGGCUGUUUUGUCAAUGUCAUCGCAGUCGGCUCAGUUUAUGGCAAGUGCCAAGGUACCGGUCCUCAACCUCGAUGAAUUCGAAUGGCGCUCGCUUUCUGGGCAAAAACUGUUACAAAAUAGCGCCAUCGACGCCCAGGACCGCAGCUACUGUUUAUACACAUCUGGAACCACAGGUACGCCCAAAGGUUGUGAAUUGACUCAUGAGAACGCUGUCCAAGCCUUGCUGGCCUUCCAGCGACUUUUCGCCGGGCACUGGGAUGUGGACUCGAGGUGGCUCCAAUUCGCGUCUUUUCACUUUGAUGUCUCCGUACUCGAACAAUACUGGAGCUGGUCUGUUGGUAUUUGUGUGGUAUCCGCACCUCGUGAUCUUAUCUUUGAAGACCUUGCAGGCUCCAUCCGUGAUCUCAACAUCACCCACAUUGACCUCACGCCUAGUCUCGCUCAAAUUCUACAUCCUGACGACGUACCAAGUCUCUGCAAGGGUGUUUUCAUCACCGGCGGUGAGAGUCUAAAGCAAGAGAUUCUGGAUGUUUGGGGCCCUAAAGGUGUCAUCUACAACGGAUAUGGGCCGACCGAGGCCACGAUAGGAUGCACCAUGUACCCACGCGUUCCAGCAAACGGGAAACCCUCGAACAUUGGCCCACAAUUCGACAAUGUUGGGUCGCUGGUCCUCCGUCCUGACUCUGACAUUCCAGUCUUAAGAGGUGGUAUUGGUGAACUUUGCGUCUCGGGAAAACUCGUUGGAAAAGGCUAUCUCAAUCGUCCAGAUUUGACUGCAGAGCGCUUCCCAUAUCUCGACCGCUUCUCUCACCGUGUAUACCGUACGGGAGAUGUUGUUAGGAUCCUUCAUGACGGUACAUUCCAUUUUUUGGGUCGUGCCGAUGAUCAGGUCAAGUUGCGUGGCCAGCGUUUGGAAGUCGCCGAGAUCAAUUCCGUCAUCAAACAGUCUGACAGCGACAUUUCGGAUGUCGCAACGUUUGUAUUGAAGCAUCCGAAGCAGCAGAAAGAGCAGCUUGUUUCCUUUAUUGUGUGCGGCAAAGCACUGAAGGCUCAACCAGAAGUCUUGCUCGACGAGGUUAAAGGAACAGUAAGCGCGAAGCAGGCCUGUAACGACAAACUUCCACCUUAUAUGGUACCCACCCACUUUGUCCCGCUUGCUUCCAUGCCACUCAAUGUCAACAAUAAGGCAGAUGGCAAGGCACUUAAGAAGAUGUACGAGGAACUCUCUUCUAGCGACCUUCAAAAGCUGUCGGCCAAUUCUUUCUCUGGAGAUGAACAGUGGUUGAAACAAGAAGAAAAACUCCGCGAUGUUGUGCUUGAAGCCCUUGGCGCGAAUCAUGAGAGCAUGUCCAAAAACACAAGCUUUUAUGAAUUAGGUAUGGAUUCUAUCUCCGUGAUAGGCGUCACACAAUCUUUGAAAAAGGCUGGCUUCACCAAAGUUACUACCUCGAUGAUACUGCGAUGCCCUACAAUUCGGCAGCUUGCAAAAUCUCUGGCAUCCCAUAGUGCAACGAGCAACAGUCAUGGAUCGAUUCUCGCAGCACAGCAAUCUAUCAAUGCUGUAAAUCAUCGCCAUCAACGCAAAGUGGCUAACCGCUUGUCUGUCGAACCCAGCAUGAUCGAAGCUCUUGCACCAUGUACGCCUUUACAGCAGGGCAUGAUUGCAAGAUCGAUGGAAAAUGACAAGGGGCUUUACUUCAAUACUUUCCGGUUCAGGUUGAACAUGGACGUUGACGAAGAGAAACUGCAAAGUGCAUGGGCAAACAUGUAUAACUCGACCCAAAUACUACGUACGGUGUUCGUAAACACAGAAGAAGGCUAUUUGCAAGCUGUUCUCGGCGGCAUUCCCUUCAACGGGUUUAUUCAAACGUCGAUUCAAGAUGAUGACCUUGUCAAUCAUAUGGCUCAAUUACGCAAGGAUUGGCUCAGCCUCAAUGACGUUGAGUUCCGACAGCCGUUCCAGGUACAUCUUGUUUCGACAGAGAAACAGAAGUUGCUCAUUGUGCACAUAUUUCAUGGUCUCCACGACGGCAAUAGUAUUGGUCUCCUAUUGCAAGGCGUCUGGGAUUCGUACAACGGACGGGACUCGAUGUCGGGUGCGCCAUUGUUCCACACUGCUCUUGCCCACGGUCCACUGAGAAUGCCCGACGACGCGAAAAGUUUCUGGAAAGACCGAGUACUAGCCAGGACUUCGUCCCUCCCUACGCUGCUCGACAAUUCAGGUCAAGACGCUGUUGUUAUCUCGCGCCAAACACAUACAUCGGCCAACUUUGACCUCAUCCGACGACAACUUAAUGUCACCGCGCAAGCUGUUGUGCAAGCUUGUUGGUUCAGCGUGCUUCACAGACACGUAAACGGAAAUGUGGCAACCGGCAUAAUCGUAUCCGGUCGCAGCAUUGAACUCGAAGGCGCAGAUCGUGUCAUAGGGCCUAUGUUCAACACUAUUCCUCAUCACCAGAGGGCCCAACGCAGCGAGUCUUGGUCAUCAAUCAUCAAGAGGGUACACGAGCUCAAUGUCGAGGCUCACCCAUUUCAACACACACCGCUGAGAGAUAUUAUGAAGUGGUCCAAGAGGUCUUCAAGUAACCCGCUAUUUGACAAUCUCUUUGUGUAUCAAGUUGCACAAGACGAUGAGGAGUGGGCGAGAAACGAAGUUUGGGAACUCUUGGACGAUGAGGCCGUCGCUGAUUAUCCAUUGGCUUUUGAGGUCGAGCACCGGGGUGGCAACGAGUUGAAGUUGACAUUGGUUGUACAAGGGCAUGUUGCAAAUUCCCAGAUUGCAGCUGAGUUAUUGGACAUGUUUGAAGAAGCGCUGAACCAAGCCAUCAAUGACCCAUCGGCUGUUCUCGAGCUGCCAGUCGACGUGGAUGAUGCGAUUGAGAACCCCACCACCAUUCAAUCUGACCCGGACCACAACAGUGGCGUCUCAGAUUUCGAGUGGGAUGAUAACGCCAUCGCAAUCCGAGAAGAGAUUGCCAAUUUGACCUCAAACGAGAUGGAAAACAUAAAUGAAAUGACAUCGAUCUUCGAACUUGGCCUUGAUAGUAUCGAUGCGAUCAAGCUAUCGUCAAAGCUUAAGAAACGAGGAAUGGAGCUCUCAGUCAGUGGCAUUAUGCGCGGGUUGACUAUUGAGAAGAUGGCGCAAAAUAUUACGAAGAAUGCUCAAGCUACAGAAGCGGCAUCACAGUUUGAUCUGGAUGUUUACAUAUCGAAACUAGCAAAUUGUCUCGACCAUCAAGGGCUCCGCACCAACGACAUUGAGGAAGUGCUCCCUCUGACACCGCUCCAAGAAGCCAUGGUUGCCGAGAUGAUUGCAUCUGAGUACACAAGGUACUACAACCAUGACGUGCUAAAGCUCAGUCCAGAUACAGACACAAGCAAGCUCCAAAAAGCCUGGACAACAGUCGUCAUGGAUUCACCAAUUUUACGUACUGGUUUCGUUGAGGUGGACAAUCCGGACGUCGAUCUCUCCUUCGCGCAGGUCAUCCACCGUCAACCACAUGACUUUUGCUCACACAUGAGUUCUGACAGCACACCGGACUUUACAUCUAUUUUCAAGGAUCUCCGAAACGACGCGAUUCAGAGACCACUGUCAACGCCACCCUUUCAUCUUACAUUCAUCGACACGCCUGGCCAAUCGUAUCUUGUAUUAUCAAUUGCGCAUGCGCUGUAUGAUGGAUGGUCUCUGAGUCUGUUGCAUUCUGAUGUGCAAAGAGCUUAUCGAGAUGAAUUUAAAGUUCGGCCUUCCUACGUACCGUCAUUGGCAGAGAUUAUGAAGACCUCAGGAUCGGAUGCUGCAGGCUUCUGGCAGGACUAUCUCUCCGGCGCUAACAGCAACACUUUCCCGCGUCGAACGCUGGGACCAGAUGAAAAGAGCGACAUCGUUCAUCGACACCAAGAAAACAGUAGAAUCGCCCUGGAAAGCAUCCAAUCAUUUGCAAGGAAGAACAAUGUUUCGCUUCAGACUGUGGGACAAGCAGUCUUUGCUCUCGUGACUGCAUCUUUUACCCGCUCUCUCGAUGUUACGUUUGGCUCAGUGCUUUCCGGUCGCGACGACGAGGAAACAUCCCAGCUUUUGUUUCCGACUAUGAACACAGUGGCUAUACGAACCAUUCUUCACGGAACAAGUGUUGAAUUGUUACGUUACGUUCAAGACAACUUUGUGAAUAUCAAACAUUGGCAACACUACCCACUUCGAAAAGCUAUAUCGCAGGCUAGGGUGGAGGGGAGAUUGUUUGAAAGCCUUUUCAUCUAUCAAAAGAGUUUGGAACAAGAGCAGGAUGAGGGCGAGAGGCUGUACACCAGUGUUGAGGGCCAUAGCGAUGUUGAGUAUCCGGUGUGUGUCGAGAUGGAGGUGGUGAACGACACUUUGGUGUGGCGUUGCGCGGUCAAAGAUGGUGUUUUUGAUUCGGAAAGAACAAAGCAGUUGCUGAAGAGGAUGGACGAUGUGCUGAGACACUUGAUGAAACGAGCAGAGGCACCGGUGAUUGAGAUGACCACAGAAGGAACGUCAGUCUGCGGUCUGCCAGCUUUCGAAGAAGCUGGGAUUCAUACUGAAAGCGUUCAUGUGGCAUCUGGGAAAGACGGCGGACAAGAUGCACAAAGCACAGAAACAGCUAAUAGGAUCCAGAAGAUACUGGCUGCAGUUUCCAAGACGCCUGAGGGAGAGAUGACUAACGACAUGACUAUAUUCCAUAUGGGACUGGACUCGAUCAGCGCAAUCAAAGUCUCGUCACUUCUUCGCAAACAGGGGAUUGUCCUCAGCGUUGGAGAAAUGCUGCAAGCUGGUUCAAUGGAGAACAUGGCCAAGCUUGUCGAUGCCCGUGCUACGGAACUAUCAACACCCAAAGACGACACGAACAAUUUAACGAGUCUUGAUGGAAUACUGAAAGACUUGGACAAGACGGAAAUUUUCAAGCGAGCCGGCGUUGACGCAGACAAUGUCGUCCAGGUUUUGCCAGUCGCUGCUGGUCAGCUUUACAUGCUGUCCAUGUGGCUCAAUACUAACGGCAGCAAUUUCUACCCAGAAUUCAGCUACGCGCUCGAGGGGGAUGUGGUGUUUGAAGAUCUGCAAAAAGCAUGGCAGGCUUUGGUGACGACGAAUCCAAUACUCAGGACAUGCUUCGUCUCAGUUGGCGAUCACCGGGUAUCCUACAUUCAGCUUGUGUUGAGGGAUGUUGAUAGCGCUAUCACAGAUGUCACUGGAUGCGGAGAUGAUGAGAUACGCAACCACGUUCAACACGCUACAACCCACCAGCCAUGGGCAAGAAUGCUGGUUUCCCGGAACUCCUGCGGCUGGACUCUGCAACUCAAAAUACACCACGCACUCUACGACGGCAUCAGUCUACCAUUACUCAUACAACAACUCAAAGAUCUCUGCGACGGCAGUGUCUCUGCUGUUUCUCAAGACAGUAUCCUAGCCGACUUCAUAUCCAGCACCUCCUCGCUCUCAUCUUCCCUGCAGCGCCGCCAAUUUUGGGAAACCCAUCUAUCCAAUACAAACCCAAAACAACUGAAGCAGCCCUCCCACACACCCACCACCCGCCUAGAAAUCUUCCACCCAUCCCUGACCCCCAUGCAAACCCUCGACACCACGGCCCGCCACCACGGCAUCUCCACACAUGCCCUCUUCCUCGCCGUAUACGCAAAACUCCACUCCUGCCUCUCCCACGGCACCACCACCGACGACAUAGUCCUAGGCAUCUACCUCGCCAACCGCUCUCUAUCAUGCACACCCGACCUCCCAACUGCCGCAAUCCCAACACUCAAUCUCGUCCCCUUGCACAUUUCAAGCCCGCAAUCCCGCAGCGUAGUGCAGUCAGCGAAGGAAAUCCAAGCGCACCUGCGUGAUCUUAACGAUACUGGCAUUGCGACUACGAGUCUUGUGGAGAUAGAGGAAUGGACUGGUGUGAAGAUUGAUGUUUUUGUCAAUUUUCUCGUGGAGCUGGAUACGCCUCCUCCUCCUCCUUCUUCUUCUUCUUCCUCAACACAGGGGGAUCAUCGAGGUGUCAAGAUUCAACCUGCGGAGCGAGAAGAAUAUCGUACACAAUUCUCGCGUAUAUCCCCCAUCGUUCAGCCUGAUUUGGACAUUGAAGGAUUAAGAAAUGAACGUGUGAAUAGAGUUUAUUUGCACGCCAUUGAUAUCGAAGCCACGGUGCGAGAGGGAUACUUGGAUGUGGGUGUUUUUGCGCCGGGGGAUAUGAUUAGUUUGGAGCAAGGAGAGGAGUUUGUGGAAGGGUUCAAGAGGGAAGUUGAGAAGUUAUUGUCAUAG
Bipolaris victoriae FI3 is the source of this 16221-nucleotide messenger RNA. RefSeq lists its product as hypothetical. The coding region runs from base 1 to 16221 and encodes 5406 amino acids. NCBI's taxonomy places the organism in Eukaryota, Fungi, Ascomycota, Dothideomycetes, Pleosporales, Pleosporaceae. The transcript has 3 exons. Gene Ontology annotation, molecular function: phosphopantetheine binding; catalytic activity. Gene Ontology annotation, cellular component: cytoplasm. Gene Ontology annotation, biological process: amino acid activation for nonribosomal peptide biosynthetic process; secondary metabolite biosynthetic process. The record is from RefSeq and is a predicted model, not a curated record.